Molecule: messenger RNA, 807 nt
Organism: Cajanus cajan (pigeon pea)
Lineage: Eukaryota; Viridiplantae; Streptophyta; Magnoliopsida; Fabales; Fabaceae
Molecular function (GO): metal ion binding
Source: RefSeq, a predicted model, not a curated record
ACUCUCAUAGUGGUUUGGCUAUAAACACACCACCCUACACACCCAUCACCAUUCACCACAACUCUAUAUUCCAUUACCUCCCACUUUUGAAUACAUUAUUAUUCCUUCUCUGUUCACAUUCCUUCAUACACAUAACCAUGUCUUCUCAGACUGUUGUCCUCAAAGUUGGUAUGUCAUGUCAAGGGUGUGCUGGAGCAGUGAAUAGGGUUUUGGGAAAAAUGGAAGGUGUUGAGUCAUUUGACAUUGAUCUGAAGGAGCAGAAGGUGACAGUGAAAGGAAAUGUACAGCCAGAUGAGGUUCUGCAAGCAGUUUCCAAAACUGGGAAGAAGACUGCAUUCUGGGUGGAUGAAGCACCACCAGAGAACAAGCCUUCAGAAACUGCACCUGUUGCCUCAACUGAGAAUGAUAACAAGUCUUCGGAAAGUGCACCUGUUGCCUCAACUGAAAAUGAUAAGAAGCCUUCAGAAAGUGCACCUGUUGCCUCAGACAACAAGCUUUCAGAAAGUGCACCUGUUGCCUCAGACAACAAGCUUUCAGAAAGUGCAACUGUUGCCUCAGCUGAGCCUGAAAACAAACCUGCAGAAACUGCUAUUGAAACUGUUGCCUAAGGCAUUUGUGGUUCUAUUUCUAUGUGGGAGUAGGUCUGUUUCAAAUAGUAUUUGAUGUGCUUUGUGCUUGUUAGCUGAAAUAUUUGGUGCGCUGUUACUGGUAUAUUAAGCUACAAUAACUCGUGGCCUACUUUUCACAUAUGUGAUACAUUUCAAGUGUGCUAUUAUCUAGAAUUUGAACUUGUUCCACUUCUUAUUU